GAUGGGAGGUCUGGAUGGAGACAUGUUUAAUUACUAUAAGAUGCUCUGUCUCUCUGUAGGUGAUGGGAGGUCUGGAUGGAGACAUGUUUAAUUACUAUAAGAUGCUCAUGCUGCAGGGCCUGAUAGCAGCACGUAAACACAUGGACAAAGUCAUCCAGAUAGUGGAGAUCAUGCAGCAAGGCUCCCAGCUGCCCUGCUUCCACGGCUCUAGCACCAUCCGGACCCUGAAGGAGCGUUUCCACAUGAGCCUGACGGAGGAACAGCUGCAGGUCCUGGUGGAGCAGAUGGUGGACGGAUCCAUGCGCUCCAUCACCACCAAGCUCUAUGACGGCUUCCAGUACCUCACCAACGGCAUCAUGUGAACGUGUGCGUGUGCGUGUGCGUGUGUACAGGACGUGUGUAUGGAAAGGAUACAUGAGUGUGUGUGUGUUUCUAAAUGUGCAGUGGACAUAAAUGGACUGGACUGGAGAGGCCGCACCACGGGCAGAGACCACUCCCCCUACAAGUCCCCAUACCUCUACAGACAGAAUACAUUCAUAGUUAAUAGUUGUGUUUCUAACACCACCUCAACCUUGGACUGAUGUCUUUCCUCACAGGAUUUAGACAGGAGAUUGGAGAGGUUUCAGCUGUGGUUUUCAUCUAUUCCUGCAUCUUUAUUCAUGUCUCUCUGUUUCUCUGUCUGUUUCACCCCCUUAUAUCUUUCCAUGUGCUUUGUUUUCUCCAAUAGGAAUGUGUUCUGUUUCUCCCUGUCUCUGCAGUAUGUAAUGGUACAGUUUCUCUGUGCCUCAGAUAUACAUGACACUCACCGGCCCUUUAAAUCAAUCUGUCUCACCCCAGUGUGUGAUGGUGUUCAGUCUCCAUAUUGACCAUUUCAUUCCAAACUCUCUAUUACAGUGGUUUUCUCUACACUUUCUCAGUCAUGGAAUGAACACUUAGUGAAAUGUCUAGGCACCAGCUCUGUUUCCAUUGUCUUUGGACUGCCAUACUCAUGACUGUUCUUGGUUGUUGAGGAGUGACAUUGUUUGCUAGAUGCACAUAGUUCCCCCAAAAUAUGAUCCGACAAUAGUGGUUUGGAAUGAGGGAGCGCCACGCUACCGAUGUAUCUUCUAUCAACCUAAUUUAUUCUGUAAGCUUUUGUGCAUCACUUUGUAUGAAGGGACAUGACUCGACUGUGAAGACUUGUAUUUCUACCUGAUAUAAUUUUGGAGGAAGAAGAAGAGCCUACUGCUGUCUGUAUUGAGCCACAAGAAACUGGUACUUGUGGGGAGGGUCUGAAUAGACAAAAGGAGAGCAAAGCAGUUUUACAACUACCAGUGUGACUGAAGUACCUCAGAACUCAGUAUUUCACAAAAGCAGCAAAGACUUUGAAUAUUGAGGUAAAUAGUCAAUUCAUGAAUGGUUGACUUAGUGUUACUUCAACAUUUCUAAAUCUGAAUGCUUUUGGAUGGAGGUUGAUAAAGAUGGGGUCUAUGAACUGUAUGGCUGAUUUCCUGUGUUUUAGGGCAGGAUAGAGAUGAUGUAUGUCCAUCCACCACUCUACAUUCAUCUCAAUAGAAUCUGGAUUCUCACCCCUGUUCCAGAUGUCUGAAUGUGUAAGGGCAAACCAAUUACAAGCUAGAAUCCUAAUUAAAUGUAUUUCUCCCAAUAGUUUUUCUACUACCUUUAGUGUUUUUGUCAAACAUUUUUAUUUCUUUAUGAACUGUUAUUUAAUGGACCAGCUGUAAUGAUCACGUGACCUCCCUUAACUUGUACAUUUGUCUUUGUAAUAAAUUAAAUUUGUCUGUCA
Molecule: messenger RNA, 1786 nt
Organism: Oncorhynchus gorbuscha (pink salmon)
Lineage: Eukaryota; Metazoa; Chordata; Actinopteri; Salmoniformes; Salmonidae
Product: phosphatidylinositol 4-kinase beta-like
Exons: 2
Coding region: 63-362 (99 amino acids)
Biological process (GO): phosphatidylinositol-mediated signaling; phosphatidylinositol phosphate biosynthetic process
Cellular component (GO): membrane; cytoplasm
Molecular function (GO): 1-phosphatidylinositol 4-kinase activity
Source: RefSeq, a predicted model, not a curated record